CAUAGAUCCAACAGAGAACUAGAAGAACCACUUACUACCCCGCAAGGUUGGACGUCGGUUCCUUAGCAGAAGCAAUAAAUAAGAAAGAAACAAGCACGAUUCGCUGUCUACUUUCGUGAGAGGAUAAACGUGAUACGCAACAUGGUCUUCUCUCAGAACACACACGUAACCUUCACCAACAGCGCCGGAGAUGACGUUGUAGGCGUUGUCAAGGGCUAUUCUGACGGCAAAUACAGCAUUCAAGUUCGCUCGGAGCUCGGGAGCCACGAGACUAUGCAGGUCGAUGAUAGCAAAGUGAAAGAGCUUAAGGUCUCCGAUCCGACCCCGUGUCCGGUAGCUGGUAAGAAGUAGGCCACGACAGGGCAGCGGCACAUUCACGAGGGACGGUAGAAACCUCUGGACGCCUUGUUGUGAAAGAAUGGCUAGCCGACGUGAUAAGAGGCAGCGGAGGAUGACAUGAAAGAUGAGAGAAAUCACAUGGUGUUCUCCAGUACAUUCUUCUAUUGAGACAAAUCAAUCAGCUGCAGCCGUUGCUUCGAAAA
Molecule: messenger RNA, 542 nt
Organism: Verruconis gallopava
Lineage: Eukaryota; Fungi; Ascomycota; Dothideomycetes; Venturiales; Sympoventuriaceae
Exons: 3
Coding region: 142-351 (69 amino acids)
Source: RefSeq, a predicted model, not a curated record